GGCAAGACUCGAUCAUUUACAACACAACAGGUUUUUUCCAUUUCCUUCACGAUGGAACCUGUGAUGAAACAAUCACAUAAUGCAUCAAGGCAUGCUUGCGGUGACCCACGGAAAGCAGAAAAUCGACAGUCCAGCUACACUAUUAAAUCGCAUCGAUGUAUCGAACAUCGCAUUAUCAUAUAACCAUCAUCUCGUAACUUUCAAAUAACCUUUCUACUUCUUUGUGUUACGUUACGUUUAUUUACAAAUAUUGUCCAUAAAUGAGAUACGACAGAAGCCUAGCAAGAUGAGAAGCAGAAGCAAUUCAGGAGUCAGAUUGGAUUACUACCAACGGCUCCUGCACAAAGUUAUAAUGGAACAUCAGAACCCUGUAACAGGCCUAUUCCCAGUGAGCCUCGAGAAUAACCACGCCUGGAUUAGAGACAAUGUUUACUGCGUGCUCUCUGUUUGGGGCCUCUCUAUGGCAUACAAGAAAAUGGCUGAUCAGGAUGAAGACAGAGCAAAGACAUAUGAGCUUGAACAGUCUUGUGUUAAACUAAUGAGGGGUCUACUGAUGUGCAUGAUGCAACAGAAGGAGAAAGUGGAACGUUUUAAACAAACCCAGAAUCCUUUAGAUUCAUUACAUGCCAAAUAUUCCUCAGUCACUGGGCAGAUAGUUGUUGGUGACAAUGAGUGGGGCCAUCUCCAGAUAGAUGCCAUCUCAUUAUACCUUCUUAUACUAGCACAAAUGACAGCUUCAGGGUUGCAGAUAAUAUUUAAUCUCGAUGAAGUAGCUUUCAUUCAAAAUCUGGUAUUUUAUAUAGAAUGUGCAUAUUGUACUCCAGACUAUGGCAUCUGGGAGAGAGGUGACAAAACUAACCAUGGUCUCCCAGAGCUCAAUGCUAGCUCAAUAGGAAUGGCUAAAGCAGCACUGGAAGCUAUGAAUGAGUUGGAUUUAUUUGGAGCUAGGGGAGGGCCAUACAGUGUUAUUCAUGUUCUUGCUGAUGAGGCACAAAAGUGUCAGGCUGUACUACAGUCUAUGCUUCCGAGAGAAUCCAACUCUAAGGAAAUAGAUUCUGGAUUACUAUCAGUUAUAAGCUUUCCAGCUUUUGCAGUAGAUGAUCCUGCGCUUAUUGCUUAUACUAGAGAUAGCAUAAAAGAUAAGCUUCAGGGCAAAUAUGGCUGCAAGAGGUUUCUGAGAGAUGGGUACAAGACACCUAAAGAGGAUCCAACAAGACUGUACUAUGAGCCAUGGGAACUGAGAAUGUUUGAACAUUUAGAAUGUGAAUGGCCAUUAUUUUUUUGCUAUCUUAUUGUUGAUAGUUGCUUCCAAGGAAAUUCUGACAUUGCAGAUGACUACACCAGUCAGUUAGAACAGAUUAUGAUUAAAACAAAUGAUGGGCUGAAAUUGGUUCCAGAGUUGUAUUCUGUGCCAGCAGAAUUAGUAGGAGCAGAGUACAAGGAACCUGGCAGCCAACAAAGAGUACCGCAGGGCCAUUGUCCCUUUCUGUGGGCACAGUCGUUGUAUAUCAUUGGAAAACUAUUGCAAGAAGGGUUUCUAGCACCAGGAGAGCUGGAUCCCUUAAAUCGUCGGUUGUGUGCUGAGAAGAAGCCUGACGUUGUAGUCCAAGUAGUUAUUUUAGCCGAAGAUAACGAAAUUCGAGAUAAACUUGCGGAGCAUGAUAUUAAUGUUCAAACAGUAUGUGAGGUAGCGCCUAUUGAAGUUCAACCUGCCAAGGUGUUGUCACAUCUAUAUACAUACUUAGGCAGAAACAAAAAGUUAGGCAUGUCAGGUAGGAAAUCGAGGGAUGUUGGUAUUUUAUCCACCAGCAAAUUAUAUUCUCUGGGAGACAAAAUAUUUGCCUUUACUCCUCAGUUCACGGAUAUGUCCCAAAAUUACGUAGCCUCCGACUAUGAACUAAUGAUAGACAUUUGCAAGAGUGAAAUCAAUUUUUUGAAGUCCAGUUGGCAGAAUAUGCUAGGAAGACCUUUAGUAACGAUAGUUUGCAGAAGAGUUCACCUAGAAUUUUGAUGCCGAAGAAUACUAUACGAGCUACGACAUUGCGCUGUUAGCUGACAAGGUGAUAGCUCACCUGGCCUUUUUGUCCAUGCACUGGCGGAAUAUGCUCGGUAGACCUACCAUCUCACUCGUUGCUUCGCGCAGUCAUUUAGAAGAUGGAAAGUUGCCCCUAGCGAUGAUGACAACCAUGAAAAAGUUAAAAUCCGGCUAUAUCAAUGGAACAAGAGUGACUUUGGGCAAUCUCUCUGAUUUUCUGAGCACAAGCUGCAUAACUAAUUUAAGUUUUCUCGGUUCUCACGAAGAAGGAAUGCCAGAUAAGCUGAACCUUCAAGUACAACAAUAUUUAGAGGAACAUUCAGUCCGAACUCUAUCACAAAAGUGUCAGCUCCUAAACGCUAGGCGGACCAGCGCUAAGGGCAGACACUUGCUCAAAAGAAGGAUGUCGGUUAAGGGAGCAGUCAAGAAGACCAGAUCUAUAAAUGUUGACUCUGAAACACUAGGCAUGGAGAGUGAAGCAAGUUUAGAACGACGUGGUUCUAUGUUCUUCACAUCAAACCAACUAGAUGUAGUUGAUCAUUCAAAAGAUAUGAGAUCACCUUCACCUGAGGAGCCUAAUAGAGAAUUUAGAAAGAGAGAAACUCCCGCUGUGACUAUAUCUAAGUAUCGCCAACAGUCCGACUCUCAAUAUGCUGAUACUGAGGUAGAAGAAUUGUUUGCAAUGCUCCGUGAGUCAGAAGCUUUAGAGGAGCAGGGAGAUAUUUUGCAGUAUUUAGUAGAUACCAAAGGAUUAGAUUUUAAUACGGGGAUGUUAGAAUAUGGUAAAGUGGUAACUGUCAAAGACUUGUUGAAAGGACUAUACGAAAAGGCUUGCCAGCAAAAAAUGUGGGGAUUGGUUAGACACACUGCAGGCAUGUUGGGCAAGCGUGUUGAAGACCUCGCAAAAUCGGUGACCGAUUUGUUGGUACGCCAGAAGCAGAUAACUGUGGGAAUGCCGCCAAACAAUGAACAUACAAUCACAGCUCCUUUACCGGAAUCCGAUCUCCGACUGUUGAUCAGGGAAGCAUACGGAGAAGAUGAUAGUGCUGCGAUGUUGACUCAAGAGUUGCUACUAUAUCUGGCCAUGUUUAUCAGAACUGAACCGCAAUUGUUUUUGGAAAUGCUCAGGCUAAGAGUUGGACUUAUCAUACAGGUAAUGGCUACUGAGCUGUCAAGGACACUAAUAUGCGAUGGAGACGAGGCAUCCGAGCAUUUGUUAAACUUGAGUCCAUUUGAAAUGAAGAACUUGCUGCAUCACAUAUUGAGUGGAAAAGAAUUUGCAAUCAGUAGUGUGGGAAGAGGAAACUUUUCGAUUGUGACGAAUAAAUCUAGUCGAAUUAGCAAGAAAAGCCAUAUAAGCCUUGGAGAUGCUGCAGAAGAAGUUGAACCAGAUCGCCAAGGCCAGUGGUUGAGAAGAAGACGUUUGGAUGGUGCUUUAAACAGAGUUCCUAGAGAUUUUUAUCCUAGGGUUUGGGGUAUCCUUGAAAAGUGUCAAGGAUUGGACAUCGCAGGAAAGGUUCUCCCACAGACAUUAACUCAAGAGAUGACGCCUGGGGAGUUGAAGUUUGCCCUCGCAGUGGAAACUGUGUUGAAUACCAUACCUCAACCAGAAUACAGACAGUUGAUUGUUGAAGCUUUGAUGGUACUGACUCUUGUAGUGGAGUACAAUGUGGUAGCAACUUUGGGUGGGAUUAUCCAAGUAGAAUAUUUGGUGCAUAAGGCGAAUGAACUAUUUUUGGACGAUCAGAUGAAGUGUGAGGGAGAUGCUACCUUAUGUUGUGCCAAGCCUAAAGAAAUGCGAGAAACAUCUCGUCUCGGAGGAUUGUUGUGUGGUGGCGCUGCCGGUAUCUGCCAGCAUUUCUACGACAGUGCACCAAGCGGAUGUUAUGGUACAAUGACAUACUUAACCAGAGCUAUUGCCAUUACGUUGGAUUGUCUACCCAAGCAUGGAGAGCUUGACUGUACUAUUAGUUAGUUUGAUUGUGUUAGAAAUUGUUUUUAUUCGGCGUAGCCUGUUACCAAUGAAUGUAUUCAAUAGAUUAAAAAAAAAGUUGUAAAACAAGUAGAUUACAAAGUUAUGGAGCUAUGACCCUUAUGAGUUCUACAAUAUUCUUAUAGAUCUUCAUGAAGUAUUGUGAUUGAAAUACUUAUUAUAUAUUAUCAAUAAUAAUUUAAAAGGUUUAACAUUACCGAGUUUAUCAUAAUGACAAAAAUAUGCACAUCUUUGCGAUUAUAUGGAAACACAUGGAACAUAUACUAUAUCAUUGGUUCUAUACUGUACAAUAAAUCUUAUUUGAAGUAAUGGGAUUGUGGUAUCUUUAUAUUUACUUGUUCAGUUGUAUUUUUUGAGUUAAUAAAUAUUAUUAUCUGAAA
This is a messenger RNA of Acanthoscelides obtectus, 4408 nucleotides long. NCBI's taxonomy places the organism in Eukaryota, Metazoa, Arthropoda, Insecta, Coleoptera, Chrysomelidae. The record is from the annotation of a GenBank genome assembly.